AUGAGCGCGCACCUUGCUGUGGUCGCGAAUGGCCUUCAGAAGGCCGUCGAGGUCAACCUCGAUCAGCUUCAGGACGCCGUUGGAAAUGGCUUCUUCUACGUGCUCGAGGAGGACAAUGCGACGCGUCUGCUGGCCACAGCGCCGCCGCCGUGGGGGCAAACAAUCCCAUCACUCCCGGCCGGCGGCGGCUUCCAGAUGACGCACUGGAGGCAUCUCGUGCCGGUGCUCAUCCAUCGGCUCGCACGCCACUCGGGUCGCACGCGGCAGCUCAGCGCGGCGUCGUGCUGCGUGGUCGCCUCGCCGCCCUUCGGCUCGAUUGCGGCUGGCCGCGACUGCAACCGCGCCGACUGGGAGCGGCUCUGCCCGGGCAAGCCCAUCGUGGCGAUGGACGGCCCCGACGCUGACGGCAAACGCGACUCGCUGUGCGCACCGCUGUGGCGUCGCUGUCGCGAGAAUGGGCCGCGCGACGCGAUCGUCCGCGUCUCGGGCAGCCCGCCCGGCCUCGUUGACAUCGACGGCACACGCAGCCUCUGCCGCAGGCUCGACGUGCCCUACCUGGGCCACGCACGGCUGCCGCUUGCCGCGGCGCGACCGGCGGAGCGCCCGACCCGGAUCGCAUACGCUGGUGCUGUUUGGGGCCAUCUUGACUCGGAGGCGAUGGGCUUCAACGCUUGGCGCCGCGCCAUCCGUGACGAGUGCAGGCGGCAGCACGACAAGGACUCGAACAGCUGCAAGUGGUCCUGGGUCUCGAUGCGAGGCUCGGGUGCGCCCGCGGCGCUCACCCUGUACGCGGCUUCGACCUUUUGCCUCCAGCCUCCCGGCGAUACGAUCUCGCGCUCGGGCAUCGUCGACGCCGUGACGCUCGGCUGCAUCCCAGUCUUCUUCCACCCACAGCAACGCGAGCUCUGGACAGAUCACUGGCGCGCCGCCGAGGCGAGCGUGCUAUUCGACUGGACGCCGGCAGCUUGGGCGGAGGGUGCGCCGCAGCCACUUGUCAAGGACCCGGCGGUAUAUGCGGCGCGAGCGGCCGCCAUGAUGGCCGAGCUGAUCGCGAUGCCCGCAGAGCGCGUGGCUGCGCUGCGUGAGGCCGUGGCCAGAGCGGCGCCCGCGCUAGUCUACGCGGCGAGCGAGGGCGGCGGCCAAGCGGGCGGCACGCGCGGCGCGAGUGCGGACGCGGUCGAUCACUUGGUGGCAAGGAUGCGCGCGCUUCGACUCGAGCCCUCGACGGAGGAGCAAGCGCGCUAUGAGCAGCAGCUUGCGAGGCGAGCCGCCGACCGCGUGGCGCACAAAGCCCGGCGGGCCGAGCACUCUGCCUGGCUGGCGACGCGAAACGACACCCUUGGCAAACGGGGCAAGGAGAGGUCUCCGAAGGCGAAGCGGCUCGAGAGGCGGCCGAAGGGAUGA
Emiliania huxleyi CCMP1516 is the source of this 1404-nucleotide messenger RNA. RefSeq lists its product as hypothetical. NCBI's taxonomy places the organism in Eukaryota, Haptophyta, Isochrysidales, Noelaerhabdaceae. The transcript has a single exon. The record is from RefSeq and is a predicted model, not a curated record. Bases 1 to 1404 code for a protein of 467 amino acids.